UGGCUACUUCAUAGUUCUGGUUCUGAAAGAACCAUUCAUGGGGGAGCCAAACCCUACAGCCAACGCCGAGGAAGCGACAGAAAAGUUGACAACGCCUCAGGCCCCUCCACCACCUCCCCGUCUGGUAUCUCUAGUCCAACCAUCCCAGAAAAAGAAACAGAAACUCAAGGUCUUUCGCGUCUUCCGUUCCGUCUUCCGUUCUUUUCCAAUCUUAACUCCUGUCUGCAAAUUCCCUACCCCCUCCGGCGGCUUACCAGACACCCACCGCACCUCUGGUACCCGUAUCACCGGCACCUUGUUCGGAUACCGUAAAGGUCGUGUAAGCCUUUCCAUGCAAGAGGCCCCAAAGUGUCUACCCACGUUGGUGGUGGAGCUUGCCAUGCAAACCAAUGUUUUGCAGAAGGAGAUGGCCUCAGGCAUGGUAAGAAUCGCACUUGAAUGCGAGAAGAGAUCAGAGAAGGACAAGAUCAAGCUUCUUAAUGAACCCUUAUGGACCAUGUAUUGCAAUGGCAAGAAGAGCGGUUAUGGCGUCAAGAGAGAUGCCAAUGAUGAGGAUCUAAACAUUAUGGAGCUCCUUAAGGCUGUUUCAAUGGGUGCUGGCGUUUUGCCUGGGAACUCUGAAGUUGAGGGCCCUGAUGGAGAGAUGGCUUACAUGAGAGCCCAUUUUGAACAUGUUGUGGGCUCUAAGGAUUCUGAGACCCUUUACAUGUUGAGCCCAGAAGGGAAUAAUGGACCUGAGCUCAGCAUAUUCUUUGUGAGGAUCUGAUCAGAUUGACAUACAAUUCCUUAAUUUGUGAAGCUUUGAUCUUACAUCAACCAUAUUGUUUGUUGCGCAUCGUAGCAUGCAUCGCCGUUGCGUGUUACCUGCCGGUGGAUCAUCACGCCGUGGAGGUUAUAUUCUGUCAAAGAGGUGGGUAUAGAUGUCCAAGCCAAAAACACCAUACCGUACAAGAUGAGAGUAGUGUCUCUAGCUAGAUUA
This is a messenger RNA of Telopea speciosissima, 979 nucleotides long. Its product is annotated as protein MIZU-KUSSEI 1-like. The record is from RefSeq and is a predicted model, not a curated record. The coding region runs from base 38 to 766 and encodes 242 amino acids. Gene Ontology annotation, biological process: hydrotropism. The transcript has a single exon. Lineage: Eukaryota; Viridiplantae; Streptophyta; Magnoliopsida; Proteales; Proteaceae.